Theileria orientalis strain Shintoku is the source of this 1800-nucleotide messenger RNA. RefSeq lists its product as uncharacterized. The coding region runs from base 1 to 1800 and encodes 599 amino acids. The record is from RefSeq and is a predicted model, not a curated record. Lineage: Eukaryota; Apicomplexa; Aconoidasida; Piroplasmida; Theileriidae. The transcript is spliced from 15 exons.
AUGUACAAUAUUAUCAACUUGAUGAAAUGUUUUAGCAUUAACGAAAAUAAAAUAAUAAACUCGAUAAGAUUUUCAAAUACAGUACUAAUUACCACUAAUAUCUGUAUAAAAUCGCAAAAAAGAUCCUUUACAAGAGAAUCUAAUCAGUUAUCUGAAUUACAACAGACCAAAGAUUCCUCAUCAUUUGUUCCAUCAAAGACCAAUUUUACAAACGAGUGUUUAAAAAUAGACCAUCAAGUAGUUGAUAUAAUGGAUGAUGAUUCUGUUUCAAGAAUAGGUGUAUUAACUACUGAAGAAUUUCUAUCGACAAAGCGUACAAACCUAAUAAGAAAGGAAGAAUACGACAAUUUGAAGCCACAUGAGGUUAAAAAAUAUAUAACAUCCAAGGGUGAUGGAUACUACACAUUUGAUAAAACUAGGACGGUAGAUUCGCCUAAUCCCUUGAAAAUACCUAAAUACAAAACACUAGUUGAAAAUUCAAGGAUGUUUCCAAAUAAAAAUACACCUUAUGAAUUAACAGAGAAAGGAAGUAACGAUAAUCUACUGUUUCAAAAUGAAAAAAUAUACGAUAAAUCAAAUGAAGAGUAUUAUAAAUCGUUUUUUAAGGAUAGAGAACGAGUUUUCGAUGGCUAUGGUAAACAAUUAAAGUUAAUUGAAAAGAAAAUAAUUAAUGAAAAUGAACAUAAUGGAAAUAGAACAAGAAUAUCUCCACAGAAAUACUGGAUUAAACCAAAUUAUGUAUCUCCAGAAAGGAAAGAAAUAAUGGAAUUGAACUCAUUUGAUUUAAAAUUUGUAAUGAUGAAUGAAGCAAAAGAGUAUUCAAAAGGUAAUAUCAUAAAUGAUAAUACAUGGGACUCUUUGUUGGAUAGAGUAAUAGCACUGCACAAAGGAUCUAAUAUAAGGACACUCUUGAGAUAUAUGCAUUCUGUAUCAAUACCAAGAGUGACUAAUCCCAAAGUUAAAUCAUUAAUAGACAUUAUAUACAAGAGGAAACAUGAAAUGAAGCCAAAGCACUACGUGUAUCUAUUUCAAGCACUGAGUAGGUUGAAGAUACGGGACCAGAGACUGACCGAUGAUUUGUAUGAAAUGAUGCUGUGCUGGCCAAUACUAAGAAACAACUUCAUAAUAAAGGCUGCAAAUAGUCUAUCGAAGCUAGAGAUGGUCGAUAACCUACUCGUAAACCCGCUGAAGGAAACACUCAGUAACAGAAUUAAUGACUUGUCAGGAAGAGAGUGUAGAAGAAUUAAGCCGAUAACAAUCAUGGAGAUGUUCACAGAUGAUAUGACGGUCGAUUUUUUACAGAGAUGCGAAUACUACAAGAGUUACUUUGGGGACUCACCGAGAAACAUGGGAUUGAUAGAGUUGUACUUGAGGCUGCUUAAGCCAAGUGUGUACAACAACUUAAACAAAUCGACAAAACAGUUCCUAGCAGACCUAAGAGAGUACAGGAAAUCAAAUAAAGAGUUGCAAUAUGACGAAAGGGAGGUGUCAAUAUCGCCAGAGCAUGAAGAUGUCAGUAGAAUCCUCGAUAAAAUGAAUGUAAAGCAUCAAAACUGCAUACCGGCAGGCCAAAUUACACUUGACAUAUUUGAACCAAGUACAAACACUGUGAUUGAGGUGAACAACAAAUACCAAUAUUACGACGGAACAAUGAAGUUAACGUCUCUGGCAAAACGAAGGCACGAUAUGAUAUCGGCAAUGGGAUUUAGGCUCUUCCACAUACCUUACAGGUGGUGGAACAUGUUGGAAUCCGACGAGAACAAAAUUGAACAAAUAAAAAAAAUGUUUAUAAAUUUGUAA